This is a messenger RNA of Onychostoma macrolepis, 2088 nucleotides long. RefSeq names its product solute carrier family 22 member 21 (gene slc22a21). Gene Ontology annotation, molecular function: transmembrane transporter activity. Lineage: Eukaryota; Metazoa; Chordata; Actinopteri; Cypriniformes; Cyprinidae. The record is from RefSeq and is a predicted model, not a curated record. Gene Ontology annotation, biological process: transmembrane transport. Gene Ontology annotation, cellular component: membrane. The transcript has 10 exons. The coding region runs from base 52 to 1713 and encodes 553 amino acids.
UCUAAGCGCACUUUACUCUCAAGCUUUUAUCGCACGAGUGCUGCGACUGCCAUGAACUUCCCAGACUACGAUGAAAACACCGCGUUCCUGGGAGACUGGGGACCUUUUCAAAGGACGGUGUUUAUUCUUUUGUGUUUGAGCAUUAUUCCGAAUGGCUUCACGGGUUUAUCCAUGGUUUUCAUUGGCGAUACACCCGCUCAUCGCUGUCUCAUUCCCGCAGCUCUGAACAUCACGGCUGAAUGGAGAAACGCGUCUAUUCCUCUGGAUGAGGAGGAUGAGAACGAAGAUUCUCGACUCAGCAAGUGUUCAAGACACCGAAUGGACAUCGUGAAAAGCUAUUCGGACCGAGGUUUGCUCCCGUGGGUGGAUGUGAAUGUCUCGGCUAUUCCCCGAGAAGGCUGCGUGGACGGCUGGGAGUAUGAUAAUGGGACAUACAUCUCCACGAUUGUUUCAGAGUGGGAUCUGGUGUGUUCAGAUGACUGGAGGGCUCCGCUGACCUCCUCAAUCUUCUUCUGUGGUGUUUUGACUGGCUCUGUGAUCUCUGGACAGAUGUCUGACAGGUUUGGCAGGAAAAUAGUGCUGUUUGUUACCAUGGGGAUUCAGACAGUAUUCACCUUCAUCCAAGUCUUCUCCCCAUCUUGGCUGAUUUUUUGUUUGCUUCUUUUCCUUGUUGGAAUGGGCCAAAUCUCAAACUACGUGGCAGGGUUUGUGUUAGGAAUGGAAAUACUGAGCCCCUGCAUUCGUGACAUCUUCUCCACUCUUGGCGUGUGUCUGUUCUUUUCUAUCGGGUACAUGAUGCUUCCACUGGCUGCCUACUUCUUGCGAGACUGGAGAAUGCUGCUGCUGGCCUUCACCGUCCCUUGUUUGUUCUACGUACCCCUCUGGUGGUUUAUUCCAGAGUCUCCGCGAUGGCUGGUGUCUCAGGGGAGAGUGGCCGAGGCUGAGGUCAUUCUGAGAAAGGCUGCCCGGAUGAAUGGGGUUGAGGCCCCUGACGUCAUUUUCCCUCCAAUUCUAUCGAGGGAAAAUGCUGGAAAGUUGCAGAGCUACAGUCUCUUUGACCUGGUGAAGUCCACUAACAUCCGCUGCAUAACCGCCCUGCUGUUCCUGGUCUGGUCAUCUGUUUCAAUUGGAUACUCUGCCUUGUCUCUGAACACGUCCAAUAUGCAUGGAAACAUCUACCUGAACUGCUUCUUAUCAGCAGUUGUGGAAGUGCCUGCUCUCAUCAUGGCUUGGCUGAUGCUCCGCUACUGGCCAAGGCGUCUCAGCUUGUCUUCCACCCUGUCAUUUGGAGGACUGGUUCUUCUCUUCAUACACCUCAUUCCACAACAUAUGAGUUCUGUUUCCAUUUCACUGGUGAUGCUGGGAAAGUUUGGUCUGUCUGCAGCAUUUUCAAUGGCGUACCCUGCUUCCGCUGAGCUUUACCCCACUGUACUGAGGAACACAGCUUUAGGAGCCUGCUCAAUGUCAUCCAGAGUCGGCAGCAUAUUGGCACCAUAUGUCAUCUACUUAGGAGGCUAUUACAGAUCUUUGCCAUACAUCUUAACCGGCAGUCUGAAUGUCCUCUCCGGGUUACUCUGUCUUCUGCUUCCAGAGAGUCUUGGAUCACCAUUACCAGAGACUAUUAGUCACAUGCAGACAGCUGGAUUCAGAAAAAGACAUUGCAGUCCAACUGACAGAAAAUGUGAAGAGGAGUAUGAGUCUGACCACUUGUAAUGGACUAUAGAAAGAAUAAGUAUGAAAGAUUUAACCCUUCACACCAAGGCUGGAACCUUUCUUGCCAUUUGGGGGUUACAUUAUAAUGUAAUGGUUAUUUUUGGUUCUCAAUGUAACUUCAGGAUCGCUUGAAAAUUAAAGGCAGGUGUGUUUGAUUAGACUUGGAGCUGAACUUUGCAGGACAGUUGAUCGCCAGGAGCAGGAUUGGGCACCCCUGAUGUAAAGUAAUAAAUUUUGGCUUUUGGCACCUGUCAAAUAUUCUCUCUCUCUCCCCCGCCUCUCUCUCUCAGGAUGAUGAGCUGUUAUUGAGUGGAACAAAAUGGUGAAAAAUGAAAUUAGGGAGAUAUGUCAAAAUAAAGAAGAAUUUAUUGCAAA